This is a messenger RNA of Cladocopium goreaui, 1722 nucleotides long. Lineage: Eukaryota; Dinophyceae; Suessiales; Symbiodiniaceae. The record is from the annotation of a GenBank genome assembly.
AUGAAUUUCACAUCAUCUCAGCCCACGACAUCGCUGCAGGUGAUCCCUGCAUUGCAGGUCCGCGAAGAGAAGCUCAAGGCUGCCAUGACCGAGGACCUCUAUGUGACGGAUGAGGUGUAUCGACUGGUGGCCAAAGGAAAAGCCUUUCGAGAGGCCUAUGGUGAGGCCAAAGAAGCUUUCUUCAAACGAAAGGCUCAACAGGCGGUGGCUGCGCACGGACGCCGAUCUCAAUGGAGCUCUGCCUUAGACCUCACAGAAAAAAUGGCUUGGCAAGCUCUGGAGACGAAUAUCAUCAUCGCCAACUCUGCCAUCAGUGCCUGUGAGAAAGGAGAGGAAUGGUCAAGGGCUAUGGCUUUGCUGGCGGAGACGUCCACGACAUGGCGGCUACGUCGGGACGUCAUCAGCAUCAACGGAGCAAUCAGUGCGGUUCCCACCUGCCAUUGGCCCAAGGCGCUGCAUUUGUUACUACGACUUCAGCAGGAGCAGCAACAAGCAGACGCGAUUAGCUACAAUUCAGCCAUCAAGGUUUGCGAGUCAUGGCUGGUGGCUCUACAGACCUUCAACGCCAUGGAGGUCCCAGCCACUGCGAUGAGCUAUGGGGUCAUGGCAAAUGUCUUCGAGAAGGCAUCAUGCUGGGCUCUGGCCGUACAUUUGCUGGCUAGCAUGGUGAAUUCCUUGCUGGAAAUGAAUGUGAUUGUGUACAAUUCUGUGAUGAGCGUGUGUAGCAAAGCCGAGCAGUGGCAACAAGUUCUGGAUCUGCUGACGGCCUUGAAAUGCAGAAGUCUUGAGGCGGACACGAUAAGUCAGAAUCUGAUGAUCAGCGUCGAGCGUCGCUGGCAGCGAGUGCUGGAUCUACUGCAGGACAUGGAUCAGCAGCAGAUGCAGUUGAGUCUCUUCACCUCCAGGGCAGCCAUCACCGCCUGUCAGAGCAGGUGGCAAUGGUCUUUGCAGUUACUGGAAGAUCUUGCGAGGAGAAAGAUGAGAGGAAACGUCAUGGUCUACAGUGCAGCCAUCGGGGCAUGUGAGGAGGGGCGCCAAUGGCAGCAGGCUUUGGAUCUACUGGAUGAUCUUUCAGACUCAGCCGACUUGGUGGCCUGCAAUGCUUGUCUAUCCGCCUUAGCUCGCAGUGGCCAAUGGCAGAAAGCUGGUGAGCUACUAAGGAGCAUGAAGACUCGGGAUGUCUAUAGCUUCAAUUCAGCGAUCAGUGCGUGUGAGGACCGCGAGGAAUGGCGGAUGGCGCUCGGCUUACUGCAGCGGAUGCGAAGAGAGAAGAUCCAGGGGAAUAUCAUCACUUACAACACCGUGAUUUCAGCCUUGGAGAAAGGUGCAGAAUGGCAGAAAGCAUUGGCUUUCUUGUCAUUGGCCAUGGAGCAGUCCAUGCAAGCAACCAUCAUCACCUACAGUGCAACGAUCAGCGCUUGCGAGAAAGCUGGCAAGUGGCGAGAGGCCUUGCAUGUCUUGAGGGAAACGACCAAGAGCAGUCUGCAAAGUGUGGUAGCACAGACUGCUGCCAUGCGUGCCUGUAGCCAGGUUAGCAUCUGGAAGGUGACCUUGCAACUUCUGGCAGAACUUGGUGCUGGGAAUUUCAUGAGUUACGACGCAGCCAUUUUGGCGUGUGACAUAGGCGUGGCUUCCAUCGACUGGUCGAUGGUCCAGCGUGGCAUACUGCACAGCCAUGUUAUCUCAUGUCAUGUUGUGGUGAUGAUGUGUUUUGCAGGUUAA